GCACAGAACCCAUUGUGGUGUGUUGAGGGGGAGUGAGCAGCUAUCUGAGAGAAGGGGGGAAAAAAGAAGCGAACUGUGGGACCAUAGAGCGGACUAUUGAUAAGCAGGCAGAAAUGGGCGUACAUAUACGACACGUCCGCUUCCGUCCCCUGUGAAGAGAGAGACCUUUCGGUCCAGUCGGGGGGGCGAAAAAAGCUCCGGAAAAUGAAGAGUUAAGAGCCCCCACAAAGCCAAGUGUUUAUGCCAGCAGCAGCUAGCAGGCUAGCUCUUCGGCUAGAUGUGUGUAACGGAGCUGGAAACUGGAAGUCCGUGUGGAGUCGUCGAGCUCAGGAGAAGCGGCUUUUCGGUGAAGAGAUAAAGACUGGCUGAGAUUAUUAUUAUUUUGUUUAAUUUAAAGCACCUUUCUCUCGGCUCGAAAGUAGGCGCAACUUUAAACGACAUGAUACCAGCUGAGCUCUGACCAUUGAACUAACUACUUCUCCAUCAGGAACCACUUCAAAGUGUGAUUAAAUAGGAAGUGGGGCAGCUCUGAUCAAAGAACUGCUGGCUCAAGUGGGCUCUCAAACUCCAGGAAGAGAGAAGAUGACUCCCUCACCGCAGCCAGAGACCGGCAGUGGGCAGCUAUGUCAACCUUGUCCCCUCCUGCAGCUCUACAACUUUCCUCUUUGCACCAUGAAACGCAUUCAUUAAGGGUUAUUCCCUGACAUUCAAUCUGGUACCCUUCCUAUUCCCCAUCCCUUAGUACCCCACCUUCCCUUCCCAUUCCCAACAUGCUGCGGUUUCUGCCUCUCAAACUGGGCCGACUGUACCGCUGUUUGAAGCUGCUGUUAGUGCUGGGCUUGUCUGUUAUCUUGCUGAUGAACACCCACAACCUGUUUGCCUCCUUCCAAAAGAAUGAGCUGACUGACAGACGGUUCAUUAACCUUAACAAGUGUCCUGCCUGCUUUGGCACCAGCUGGUGCCGCAAGUUCAUGAACGGUCAGGUUUCCUUUGAGACCUGGGGUCGUCUGAGGUUUCUUGACGUCUUCAACGUUAAGAACGUUUUCUUUGCGCAGUACGGAGAGCCCAGGGAAGGCACGCGACGUGUGGUGCUCAAGCGGCUCGGCUCCAACCAGGAGCUGGCCGAAAUUGACCAGAAAAUCUGCAAGAGAGCCACAGGCAGACCUCGUUGUGACCUCAUCCAGGCCAUGUACAAGACAGAGUUUGCCCGGAUCAACGGAGACGUUCGUUUGCUCACUCCAGGUGUGGUGGAGGGCUGGUCGGACCUGGUGCACUGCCCUUCACAGAGAUUGCUGGACCGUGUGGUGCGAAGAUAUGCUGAAACUAAAGACUCAGGCAGCUUCCUUCUAAAGAACUUGAAGGACACAGAGAGAAUGCAGCUGUUGAUGACUUUGGCAUUCAACCCAGAACCUCUUGUACUGCAGAGCUUUCCAUCGGAUGAAGGGUGGCCGUUCGCCAAGUACCUGGGAGCGUGUGGGCGCAUGGUAGCUGUCAACUACGUGGGCGAGGAGCUGUGGAGCUUCUACAAUGCACCAUGGGAGAAGAGGGUUGACCUGGCGCGGCAGCUGAUGGACAUUGCAGAGCAGCUCACCAACAAUGACUUUGACUUUGCCCUCUACCUGCUGGAUGUCAGCUUUGAUAACUUUGCAGUCGGCCCCCGGGACGGAAAAGUCAUCAUUGUUGACGCCGAAAAUGUCCUGGUUGCAGACAAAAGACAGAUAAAGCAAGACAAGCCGGAGAACUACGACGUGUGGUAUGAGAGCCGCUUCGAGGAGUGCGACAGGGAGGCCUGCCUUUCUUUCUCCAAGGAGGCCCUCUGUUCCCGGGUCACUGUGGACCACAACUACUAUGCCGUGUGUCAGAACCUGCUGUCGCAGUACGCCACGUGGCGGGGAACCACCGGAGGCCUCCUUCACAACCCGCCUGCUCACAUAGCCAAAGAUGGACAACUCGAGGCUUUGUUGGACGAGUGCACCAAACCCAAAAAGCGAUACGGCCGCUUCCAGGCGGCAAAGGAAUUGCGCGAAUACCUCACACGGUUAGCUGCUGCCUCCUCCUCUGCCAUGGCAAGGUAAUGCAUGGGGUCGGCGUUAGCCUGAUGAUUUGAGACAUAAUUUUGUACUCUCUAUCUGGACUCUUGACCUGUUGUUCCUUGUUCAUGAUGUCAUUUGCUCCUUUGCGCUUUGGAGCAGGAAGAAAGUGUUGAAAUCAAACCCUGUUAAAGCCCCAGCUUUUACCUUGACUUUUCUCCUUUGUAUGAAAGGAGUGUGGCGCUGCAAAAAAAAAAAAAAAAA
Molecule: messenger RNA, 2294 nt
Organism: Cyprinodon tularosa
Lineage: Eukaryota; Metazoa; Chordata; Actinopteri; Cyprinodontiformes; Cyprinodontidae
Gene: dipk2ab
Product: divergent protein kinase domain 2Ab
Exons: 5
Coding region: 771-2075 (434 amino acids)
Source: RefSeq, a predicted model, not a curated record